GAUAUUCCGAACGUUUGCGUUACUUUAAGGUGACGUUAGUGACUGUCUAAUAUUUAAUAUUCGCUAUGGAAAAUCAGAUGGGUAGGGUUUUUCUUUUCAAAUUAUCUGCCACAAAAAAGAUAGAAACCUGGAGUUUUAUGCAGAAGAAGUCAGGAAAAGGCAGGAUUUGGAGAAAGAAAAGGAGGGAGAAAAACAGUUCCUUCGUACCUCACUACGUGCGUCUAGUCGUCUGCGAGCUAUUGAACAAUACAGGAGAAUCAUUAGAAAAGAUGAAUUUAAGAAGGCUGAAGUAAAUCAAGCAUUUGAAGAUGAUUCAAAGGUUGAAAGUAGCACAGAACUCAUGGAACUUUUGUGCUAUCUGCGGACGAAGAUGCCAGUUCUAAGAGAAGAGAAUGAGAAUAAAUUUCAAUCAUCAGACGUCACACUUCCAACAAAUGAAACUACUUUGGAUUCCGAAACAGAACAGUGGGAGUGGCUUUUAAACGUUCUAUCCGAUCCAAGUUUAUCAAAAGCAUUUCUUAUGCAUGACAAAGUUGCGAAAGCAUAUGAGACUUGUAAAAGUGUUAUGCAUCCUAAACCAAGAUAUCGUUGGCCUGUUUUAGCUGGAUUGGCAUACGACACAAUGGAAGCUGUCAAAGAACAGUUAUUAACUGCAUUGAAGAAUCCGGGUCAAUUUGAUGCGUUUACUUUAAAUUGUAUUUCCGCAAUACUUAAUUUAUGCUCAUCCCCUGUAUUUCAGAACUUAUUAAUUGCUAUGGAUGGAUUAGCAAAUAUAUGGCUAUUUGAUGCUGAUGAAGAUUUUGUUGCAUCUGAAAGUUUUGACAUGUCAGAGGAUAUCGAUAGAAACUCUAUUUCUAGUUCAUAUAUUCAAAAAUCUUCUGUCCCAGGUUGUUACGCUACACUUGCAUACGAUGAUCAAGGUCGUGACUCCUAUUCAGAACAUGGAGUUAGAUUAAAAUAUGUAAUUCUUCAAAAAACUGGUAAUGAAUUUUUGGGAGCUACAGUUCGUUUGGAAAGAAAUUCAAUUCUAAUUGCUCGGAUUGUUAAUGGGGGUUUAGCUUGUAAGACACAUCUUCUUCACGAAGGUGAUGAACUGUUAUCUGUCAAUGGAAUUGAACUAAUGGGGAAAGAUUUGAAUACAGUAUGUGAUAUCAUGGCUUCACUACAUGGGAGAAUUGUUCUUCUUGUUGCACCGGCACUUGAUCCAUAUUCAUCAAUAUCGACUAAAGGAAUUAUACAUCUACGUGCAUUAUUUACUUAUGAACCCACUGACGACCGUUAUAUAGCAUGUAAAGAAUUGGGUUUAGGAUUUACCAAAGGAGACAUUAUACACGUUACAGGCAGGAAAGAUCCAAAUUGGUGGCAAGCUUAUCGGAGUGAUGAAGAACGUGGUUUGUCUGGUGCAAUAGGAACAUUAGCUGGUCUCAUACCUAGUCCAAUUUAUCAACGUAAUCGUGCUAUAUUACGCUUAAAAUAUUGGUUAACUAGUGGAACUGAAGACAUUGAAUUGGAAGAAGAUUCAACAGACUCUGAUUCAACUGGAUCAACUGUUAAUAAAGCAGAAAAGCCUACAAAUAAAUCGAAAGAAAAGAGGUUUUUGGGAAUAAAAUUUCUAACACUUAAAAAUACACACUUUGGUAGUAGAUCUACCUCACCAUCAGGUCGAGAUACUAAUCAAGCUGAUUCAAAAAGUGAACUGACAUCUGUGAAUACAAGUGAAGGUGAUUUAACGGAUGGAGUUGUAUCUACACCAGAAGAUGAUUCACGUUGUGUAAUGAAUAGUACUGUGUUAAGUUCAGCUUAUGGUGAUCGUAUGUCUGGUUUAACAAAACCUACUGAUCUUUCCUCAGUUAAUGCAAUCAAUGAAUGGUCAGCUGCUGGACCAGUAUGGGGUCAACAUGGUUAUGAUCUUCGAACUUUACGUGCACAUCGUAAACGAAAUAGACGGAAACUCUCUUCAACAAACAGAUCAUCUCCAUGUCUAGAAGGUUUAAGAUCUUGGAAAAAAGAUAAAAACCAUGGCGAGUAUUAUCCAUCUCUUGUUCCUGUCCCAGACAAUGAAUUACAGUCGAGUGAUGAUCCUGUGGCAUGGUUAGAUAAAGAAGUUGCUCGUGGUUAUAUGAUCCAUUAUAGUUUAUGGACUUAUGAACCUGUUGCUCAGUAUAUCCCACAACCACUUCGUAGACGGCCACUUGUGUUUGUUGGGCCAGCACAUGUUGGACGGCAACAAAUUUUACAGCAUCUCAUUCAACGAGAACCUGAUCGAUUUUUUCAAGCGUCUAUUUGUAAGUCAUUUUGUUGUCUUUUUGUGUUGACAUAAAUUUUUUGUCAACAAAAAUAUUGAUCUACGGUAAUUAUUUUGACAAAUAGGUAUGUAAUAUCUUACAACUUUAGCUACUUGACUACGUGUUAUGUAUGGUAAAAUCCAAAAUAUUUUAUGCAAACACUUGAAACUUCAGAGAAUAUAUUACAUCAUGUGUUUAUAAAAGAUCUCUACUAUGCACACAUACUAAGGCUAUCAAUAUUAUUAUACAUGUCUGAAUAUACAUUACAGUGAGAUACUAGCUUCUAAAACCUUUAUUCUUGUCACUUAUAUAGUACCCUUUCAGACGAAUAAACUUCUUUAGUUAAGCAUCAACUGUUAUUUUGUAACGUGACAUUUAUUACAAGUAACACAUCUAGUUUUGAGUUUAUCACUGUUCUUUCAAACAGUUUCAUUUCGAAAAUCAUUUGUGGUGAUGAUGCUAACAGUGGUUGAAUAAGUAUGAUAGUUGAUCGGCUUUUAGCAUAAAAUAUGAAUUACAUUAUAGUAUCUGUUAAUGCUACUCCAAAGAAAUCUCUACGGAUAUUAUUUAGCGAAUCUGUUUAACUAUCUAAAAUGUAGUAAAAUAAUCUAUAAAAUUGACUUUUUUAAUAAAAUGAAUGUAUUUUUAGCUAGCAAUAAAAUCCAGGAGCCAGGUUUUUUGCCAUUUGGGACUCGUUAGCUGGAUGUGCUCACAUUUUGUGGUGAUUUUCACACGAGACUCGAGCCCAGUGCUGUUCGCGUCAAACAUCCAACACGUUAUUCCUCGAGCGACUAAGUGCAGACAGUCACCCACUUAAGCAACAAAUGUUAUGAAUAAAUGUUCUCUAACGGUGAUAUGAAUAUUACUGAUGGUUUAUAAUUUAUCUUUGUUGAUAUUCAAGACUAAAUUUGAUCAGUUUUUUGACAUAUAUACAUAUUGAACAGUGGUCUCGAUAUUACCUCCUGGUAACAAGAUUUAGUAUAAUUGGAUUGUGAAUGUCGGUACUAGGAUUCAGGUACAUAUAGUAUAUGAAUUCUGAAGAAUUUAAUAGUAAGCACAUUUCGAAUGUAUUAAAACAUGAUUAAUAUGUCUAAAAUUUAUCAAAUAUAUUUUCACAUUAGUUUAUUUGUUUGUUAAUCCUAAAACUUCUAUUAGACGUUUGUGCUGAUGAUGUCGUUCAGAAGAACGAUGAAAGCUCCACGACCAAACCAUCCAGUUCAGAGAACAAAACUCAAUCAAAAUCAUCCACCUGAGCUACAAAUCUUCUCCAUGAUAGUAUCUUUUUCUUACAUAAUUUUAAAUACUGAGUUGAAUCUGUAUUAGAAACAUGUAAAAUAACUCACUGUACAGUAGGAUAAGUCGGGUUUUUUUUGUGUAGAAUGGUAUUCAACUAUUCUUCUUUAUAAAUAAUAAUCAGUACUUUACUACCAUUUGAAAAGUCAACAGUUACUCAUUUAUCUUGUUCAUUUUAUAAAUAUGUAAUCAUUCAUUGUUUUAAUCCAUUAAAUAUUUUAUUGACUUUGUUUGUUAGAAGCAGUAGUCUUUGAUUAUGAUUGCCAACUAUGCUGUCAAUAUUCCUUUUUUAAUAACAUCGUAAUUGUUUCCUUUUUUUCUUUUAAUUAUUCUUUUAGAUACAACAAAUUCAAAUUUGAAGGCAGAUACGAAAUUUUCUUAUAUUUUUAUUACAGAAGAAGAGUUUCGAUUAAAACGUAAACAAAAGGAAUUCAUUGAAUGGGGAUUAUUUAAUCGUGAUUAUUAUGGAACUAGUAAAUUAACUGUACAACAAUUAGUAAAUGACGGAAAAAUAUGUUGUAUAUCUUUAAGACCUGAUUCUUUACGUAAAAUACGUUCAAGUGGUCUUGAUCCAUAUGUAAUAUUUAUUUCACCGCCAGAACGAGUAGAUGAUCUACAACAUUUACGUAAAAAUUUAAAUCUAACUGGUAAUUGUUCUAAUGAUGAAUUGAAAGCAUGUAUUGAAACAAGUCGUAAAAUGGAAUUACGUUUUGGUCAUUGGUUUGAUAGAGUAAUUAUUCCUGAAACAUUGGAUUCAACUGUUACAGAAUUAAUUCGUUUAGCUAUUAAACUUGAACGUGAACCAACUUGGGUACCAAGAUAUUGGUUAGAUUUGGAUUAAAUCAUUGAUUGUAUGGUUUUUCUUUAUUACUUUUAAAUCUGGCAUUUCUUCUUUUUGUUUUCUAUUCUAUUUACUGUAUAUUAAUCUUAUGAAUAAAACUGCUGAAAACUAAAUUGAUUAGUAACAUUAUUGUAUCCAUGAAAAACAAAACAAAACAUAUCAACAGUUUAAUAUUGCUGAUUUUGACAAUGAAAAUGUAUUUUUUUGUCUUUUCUUUUUAGGGUGUACUUUUCUGUUUACCGUUUUGUGUAUUAUCGAUUAUUUUUUUUGUAAAUGAAUAGUUACCUUUUACAAGACUUAAUUUUAAUUACUAUUGUGGAUACUAAUUGUUUUAACUUGUUAAUUUAUUAUUAUUAUUAUUUUAUAUUUUGAUUUUGAUUCAUUGUUUCUAUUUCGUUCAUAUUUUGUUUUGUACGAAUAUGUAAUUAUUUGAUCAGUUUUUUUUAUACAAAAUAAUGAUACAGAAUAACAGAUUGAAUAGUUC
This is a messenger RNA of Schistosoma margrebowiei, 4903 nucleotides long. NCBI's taxonomy places the organism in Eukaryota, Metazoa, Platyhelminthes, Trematoda, Strigeidida, Schistosomatidae. The record is from the annotation of a GenBank genome assembly.